AUGCGUUUCGGAAAGACCCUUCGCGAGUCAAUAUACCCGCCAUGGAAAGACAAGUAUGUCGACUAUGGCAAGCUCAAAAGCCUCCUGCGAGAGGAUAAAAGGGAUGACGAGACCGUGUGGACCGAGGAGGAUGAGAGCCGUUUCUGCGACGAAAUCUUCAAUGUCCAGCUUGAGAAGGUCGCUCAAUUCCAACAGGAGCGCUUCGAUGCUUUGAAGCAGAGAGUCGAUGAUACGUUUGAGAAGCUCAAGGAACUUGCCCCUCCCGAGUCUGGCGCCGACGCCGGUGCUGCCGAAGGUAGCAGCAAGGCUGGCUUAGCUCGCGAAGAGCUGGCCCCAAAGCUCAAGGAUCUCGAGAAAGAGCUUGACGAGAUCACCAAUGAGGUCAAGAGCCUGAAGAAGUACAGCAACAUCAACUACACCAGCUUCCUCAAGAUUGUCAAGAAGCAUGACCGAAAGAGGGGUGAUCGCUACAAAGUGCGGCCGAUGAUGCAGCUCAGCUUGGCUCAGCGCCCCUUCAACUCGGAGCAGGGCUACUCGCCUCUCCUGAAUAAGCUGUCCGUCAUGUAUUUUGCCAUUCGACAGCAAUUGGAGGAGGGCGAUCAGGCACCGGUCGAUUUCGAGGCGUCGUCAGAGACGCACAACGGCGAGCGAUACACAGCUCACAAGUUCUGGGUGCACCCCGAUAACUUACUCGAAGUCAAGACGUUAAUCCUGCGUCGACUCCCCGCCCUCGUCUACAGCGAAAAGUCCGCCAAGGAGCUCGACGGCUCUGACUCACCUUCCAUCACCUCGCUCUAUUUCGAUAACUCCAAGUUCGAGGUAUACUCUGAAAAGGUUGAACAACAGUCGGAAGUGACUUCUUUACGUUUGCGAUGGUACGGCCAACUGAGUACCAAGCCAGAAAUCUUUGUUGAGCAAAAAGCGGCCGAUGCCAGCGGCAAGAGCGAAGAGUACAAGUUCACGAUCAAGGACAAAUAUAUUAAGCAAUUCCUGAAUGGAGAGUACUCGACGGAAAAGGCAGUCCAAAAGAUGGAGAGACUGGGCGAGACCCCAGAGGCGAUUGAAGCUUUCAAGUCGACUGUUGCCAGGGUCCAGGAGUAUCAACAGAGGAGAAAGUUGAUGCCAGUGCUGAGAGCCAACUAUGUCCGCACCGCAUUCCAGAAGCCUGCUGAUGACCGCGUCCGCAUCUCUAUCGACACCGACCUCGCUUUUAUCCGCGAGGACACCUUGGACAAGAGCCGACCUUGCCGAGACCCCAAUGAGUGGCACCGAACUGAUAUCGACAACAGCAACAUGAAGUAUCCCUUCCAAAACAUCAACCAGAGCGAGGUUUCCAAGUUUCCCUACGCUGUCCUGGAGAUCAAGUUGAAGGAGGACGGCAACCGCAAGCGGCCAUCCUGGGUUGAGGAUCUGAUGGGCUCACAUCUGGUGCACCCAACUCCUCGUUUCUCCAAGUUCGUCCACGGCGUCGCCUCUCUGUUCGAUGACUACGUGAACAACCUGCCCUUUUGGCUUGGUGAUCUCGAGACCGAUAUCCGCAAGGACCCACAGAAGGCGUUUGAAGAGGAGGAGCAGCGCCGGGCUCAGCGCGCCGAUGACGCUAUGGCCGUCGGAAGUCUUAUCGGAACGGUGCCAAGCUCUUACAAGGCGGCACAAAGCUCACCUCCUCCCCAAGGCCAGGAAGAAGAAGGCGAGGGCAGUUCCCAAGCGCAAACAGGUUACGGCACUCUGUCAUCCGUUCUUCCAGGCCUAUCCCUCUCCAAAUAUGCCAUUGCUAAGCGAGCUCAAGCUCGUCUCCCUGAGGGCGUGGUGGAACCUUCACAGUGGAUCAAGAACACGGGAGAGCUCAAGGUCGAGCCCAAGGUGUGGCUGGCCAACGAACGAACAUUCCUCAAGUGGCAGCAUAUUGCGAUCCUGCAAGGCACUCUGGCUCUUGCGCUGUACUCGGCUGCUGGAGACAAUGCGAUUGCACAGUGGAUUGGAAUUACGUAUAUUGCCAUUGCAGGAUUUGCGGGCAUAUGGGGCUACAGCAUCCUGCAAUCUCGCCGAACUAUGAUUAUGGAGAGGAGCGGCAAAGACUUUGAUAACAUGGUUGGGCCGAUUAUCAUCAGCGUGGCCAUGAUGGUUGCGCUGAUUGUCAAUUUCAUUCUUCAGUAUCAAAAGGCCUUUGCCAAGAUGAAGAAUGGCCACCUCGGUGUAUCGAUUACGGACGAGUUGUGA
This is a messenger RNA of Trichoderma virens Gv29-8, 2220 nucleotides long. RefSeq lists its product as uncharacterized. The coding region runs from base 1 to 2220 and encodes 739 amino acids. The record is from RefSeq and is a predicted model, not a curated record. The transcript has 4 exons. Gene Ontology annotation, cellular component: fungal-type vacuole membrane; vacuolar transporter chaperone complex. NCBI's taxonomy places the organism in Eukaryota, Fungi, Ascomycota, Sordariomycetes, Hypocreales, Hypocreaceae.